This is a messenger RNA of Brassica napus (rape), 1806 nucleotides long. Its product is annotated as tuberculostearic acid methyltransferase UfaA1-like. The transcript has 15 exons. The coding region runs from base 303 to 1679 and encodes 458 amino acids. Gene Ontology annotation, biological process: lipid biosynthetic process. The record is from RefSeq and is a predicted model, not a curated record. NCBI's taxonomy places the organism in Eukaryota, Viridiplantae, Streptophyta, Magnoliopsida, Brassicales, Brassicaceae. Gene Ontology annotation, molecular function: methyltransferase activity.
UGGAGAGGAACAUGAUCCAUUCUUUCUUACCUUUAAUCCUGAGGUUACCCCAAAGAUGACAUUGUUUAAGUGGACCAGUGGUCAUCCUCUGCCAUCUGUUUCUGCUUGGAAAGCUUCACAAGAGCUAAACAACAUUCAAGGGAAGCGCGGUCUAUGGUUCUGUGGUUCAUAUCAAGGCUAUGGUUGUCAUGAAGAUGAGAUAAAGGCAUUCAUCACUUCUAUAAAUAAUCCAAUUCAUUGUUUCUCUUAAUAGUUUUUUUGUGUGUAAAUUGAAAGUUCGUUAAUAUUAUAAACAGGCUGGUAUGGCGGCUGCACAAAGUCUGUUAGGGAAAGAGAUGGUUUCUCCUCCGAGCAACCCAAAACAUAUGGCCCCAUCUAUAAUCGAAAAAGGGGCUCGGUUUUUAUUUACUAGGUUCUUGAGACAUUUCAUAUCAACCGGUUGCGUAACAGUAUAUGAAGAAGGAGGAACAAUGUUCACUUUCAAAGGAAACCAUUUGAGAUGUAACUUAGAAUCUGUCAUAAAGAUUCACAGUCCUCAUUUUUACUGGAAGGUUAUGACACAAGCAGAUUUAGGACUUGCCGAUGCUUAUAUAAAUGGAGAUUUUUCGUUUGCCGAUAAAGAUUCAGGACUUCUGAAUUUGAUCAUGAUUCUCAUUGCUAACAAAGAAUUGAACUCAAAGAACUUAAAACUUUCUAAGAAAAGGGGUUGGUGGACACCGAUGUUUAUGACUGCUGGUUUAACAUCUGCAACACAGUUCCUAAAGCAUUUCUCUAGGCAGAACACUUUAACUAAAGCUCGAAGGAACAUUUCACGUCACUAUGACCUUAGCAAUGAGCUUUUUGCUCUAUUCUUGGAUGAUACCAUGAGUUAUUCCACUGCGGUAUUCAAGUCAGAUGAUGAGGAUCUGAAAACUGCACAGAUGAGGAAAAUAAACCUUUUAAUUGAUAAGGCUAGAAUAGAAAAGAACCAUGAGGUUUUAGAGAUUGGAUGUGGAUGGGGAACUUUGGCCAUUGAAGUUGUGAAAAAAACUGGAUGUAAAUACACUGGUAUUACACUAUCUAUCGAACAGCUUAAAUAUGCAGAAGAAAAGGUUAAAGAAGCUGGACUUCAGGAUCGGAUUACAUUUGAGCUUUGCGAUUAUCGUCAACUAUCUGAUGCUAAAAAAUAUGACAGAAUCAUAUCUUGUGAGAUGAUAGAACAUGUUGGCCACGAGUUUAUGGAUACAUUCUUCAGUCACUGUGAAGCUGCGCUUGCAGAAGACGGCAUCUUUGUCUUGCAGUUCAUAUCGAUACCCGAAGAGCGUUACAAUGAGUACAGACUAAACUCGGAUUUCAUAAAAGAAUACAUAUUCCCCGGUGGAUGCCUUCCUUCCUUAGCCAGAGUUAUUUCUGCCAUGGCCUCUUCUUCUCGGUUGAGCGUAGAAAAUGUUGAGAACAUUGGGAUUCAUUACUACCAAACAUUGAGAUGCUGGAGGAAGAACUUCUUGGAAAAUCAAAAACAAAUCAUGGAUCUUGGAUUCGAUGAUAAGUUCAUAAGGACGUGGGAAUAUUAUUUCGACUAUUGUGCAGCUGGUUUCAAGACUCUUACUCUUGAAGACUACCAGGUAGUGUUCUCACGUCCGGGGAAUGUAGCUGCAUUUGGAGAUCCAUUCCAUAGCUUCCCUUAUGCUCAUGGAUAAAUAAAUGUUGAAGAAUCCUUUCAACACUUUUUAAGUACCACUCUCAUUUCUUGUCUUAUUUUCUUAUUCAAAAUUUGCAUGUGAGACAUCUGUAAACUUUAAAACAGAAACCUGCGUUCAUGAUUGA